Molecule: messenger RNA, 801 nt
Organism: Momordica charantia (bitter melon)
Lineage: Eukaryota; Viridiplantae; Streptophyta; Magnoliopsida; Cucurbitales; Cucurbitaceae
Gene: PRPL28
Product: Ribosomal L28 family
Biological process (GO): translation
Cellular component (GO): ribosome
Molecular function (GO): structural constituent of ribosome
Source: RefSeq, a predicted model, not a curated record
CUGAAACAAAACCAGAGGCCUCCCAAGCGAACAAGAUAACGAUAACAGAAAUUUUACUCGGAAAACAAUGGCAGCUUCCGUUGUGUUAGGACUGUCGCCGGGGAAUACCUCCGGUGUCAUGGCAGCGUCGUCGACUAGACUUCACUUCAGAACUAAACUAAAUUCCGAGUUAGGGUUUCUCACUUCUCAAUUGGGUGGCAUCAAAAUCUCCUCCAACAACUCGCCGAUCCCUUCCGCACCCAUUUCUGCUCCUCUCAGACCCGCACUUCAACCCGUUGCUCGUAGAGUUUGUCCCUUUACUGGAAAGAAAGCAAAUAAGAAGAACUUAGUUUCUUUCUCCAACCACAAGACCAAAAAGUUGCAGUUUGUAAAUCUUCAAUACAAGAAGGUGUGGUGGGAAGCUGGGAAGCGUUUUGUAAAACUACGAUUAUCAACAAAGGCUUUGAAGACCAUUGAGAAAAAUGGACUUGAUGCUGUUGCUAAGAAGGCCGGAAUUGAUCUUCGCAAGGAAUGAUAUGGUAAUUCAUGACUUUAAAUUUUACUCUUAGAAUUUGGGAAAGAGUCGCCUGAUUACAAGAUCAUGCUGUAUCCUGCUAUGUUUUUGCUUAUCCUUGUUAGUAAAUCUGUGUAUUUUUAAUGACCACGAUAUUCUUGUAUCUUUGCUUUCCCCCAUUUGCCAAUGAAGCUGGGAUCCAUCCUCCCUCCUUUCUGGGCUUAAUGUUUAGCCAGAGUGAUUUUACAUGGAACAGAUGCUCAGAAAUCUUGUAUGCAGUUAAGUAAUGCAAUGAUGUUUUCUAUGGA